CUCUGUCUCUCAGUGUAGGACGUGAACUUGGUUGGUUGUUGGCAUUCGUCUCCCAAGGAACAGCCAAACCAAACCCACAGCAAGUAUUUCCUCCUUUACAGGGUUUUUAGAGCGGCAUUGAACCUUCCCUAGAUCCAGUCAUACAAGGUCAACACACCCUUUUUAACCGUCAUCAUAUAAAGUUAUAUGCUUCUUAUGGCUAGUUUGGUAUAGCAUGGCAAAGGAUAUGGGAAGGAUUAAAAUCUGUAAGAUUCUUUUGAAAUGGCUCUCCAUUCGUGCUUACAAGAAAGACAUGAAGGACUGAUGGACAUGUGUAUGGGACAGAAUAAAUGAGACUGACGAAACCAUCUGAGGAGCCAGCCCACUGCAGCUUCCUGUGUGUACCUGCUUUUUCUGGCACUGUUUCUAUCAGAUCAGGGAUACAAACUCCAGAUGGUUUCAACCUGUGACCGUAAGCGGACAUGCUCCCUAUCUGAAAAAGAGAAGGAGUACCCUAUUAGCAUAUUCAUGGCUUCGGAAUCGAACCUCCACAUUCAGCUCACUGAAGUUCUUAGAUAUGGAAUUGGACUAAGACUUUACACUAAGGAGAGAAAAAAUGGGAAUACCAGAUGACAUUAACAGCACGUGAGCAACCCUGCCUGCUUCCUGUUCUGGGGCCUGAAUUAUGAGAACAGCUAUGAUUAACCGUAAAUCCUUAUUGGUACUGUUGCUUAUAUCCACCUUGUGGAUCAGUUUUACAGUUUUCCGCAGCCCUAUAAAGCUCUCAUCAUUUCAGAAGUGGACUGCACUCAAGUGGCCCGACUCCCUCCCUCACUGGAAUUCCUUUAGGAAGGCCGUGGAUAGUGAAGCAUCACCAUGUUCAGUAGUUUCUGCAGCAGAGACUGACCUGAAGAUCAGGAAAAUACUGAAGAAGAUGGAUCAGCUGAUCCCACCCAGGCCCUUCACCCACAUAUACACCACAAGCAGUGCCAAGCAGAGCACAGCUUCCAUCCUCAACCCUCAAAUCACGUACUGCAGGGGCGACCAGCUGGAUGUCCUGCUACAGAUGAAGGACCACUUGGGACGCAGGAAGGAAUAUGGUGGGGACUUCCUCAGGGCCAGGAUGUCCUCCCCAGACCUGGAGGCAGGUGCAUCGGGGAAGGUGACAGACUUCAACAAUGGCACCUACCUCGUCAGCUUCACUCUGUUCUGGGAGGGCGAGGUCUCCCUGUCUGUGCUGCUCAUGCACCCCAGUGAAGGGGCUUCGGCUCUCUGGAGGGCCCGGAACCAAGGCUACGACAGAGUGGUCUUCAAAGGCCAGUUUGUCAAUGGCAGCUCCCGGGUCGAUACUGAUUGUGGGCUGUUUUUGAACUCAAGUGCUGAACUGUGCAGAUACCUGAAUGCUGAAGACCAAGAAGCCUUCUACUGUGUGAAACCUUCUCAUGUGUCCUGUGCUGCACUUACUCACAUGUAUUCUAAGAACAAGCAAGUUUCCUAUCUUAGCCAUCAAGAAAUGAACCUCUUUGAAAGGUCAAAUAUGGCUGUGGAGAUUAUGAAACACUCCAAUGUGAUCCGUGUGACAAAAUGUAACACAAAAACAGAAGCAGUGAAAGAGAAAUGCAAGCCUGGACUGAUAUCCACAGUCCCCAGUGGACAUGUCUGGAAAUAUACAUGGAAUCCUGUGUCCUGCAUUCUGACUCCAGUCAGCAUGAAAGACUGCCUGAGCGGAAAACUCAUAUAUCUAUUGGGAGAUUCCACAGUCCGCCAGUGGAUAGAGUACUUCAAAACCAGAAUGCAAACACUGCGGUUAGUAGAUCUACAUGAAUCUGGAAAACUGCAACAUCAACUCGCCGUGGACUUGGAUAGAAAUAUUAACAUCCAGUGGCAAAAACAUGCUUUCCCCUUGAUUGGCUCACUGGUCUAUUCAGUCAAAGAGAUUGAGUACAUUGCCCGGGCCAUUGACAGAACUGGAGGAGAUAAAAAUACCGUGAUUGUAAUUUCUCUGGGCCAGCAUUUCAGACCCUUUCCCCUAGAUGUCUUCAUCCGAAGAGCCCUCAAUGUCCGCAAAGCUGUUGAGCGUCUUCUUCUGAGAAGCCCAGACACUAUGGUUAUCAUCAAGCUGGAAAACACCAGGGAGCUGAACAGUGAUGUGGAAAGAUUUAGUGACUUUCAUGGCUACAUUCAGUAUCUGGUUAUAAAGGACAUUUUCCAGGAUCUCAAUGUGGGAAUUAUUGAUGCCUGGGAUAUAACAAUUGCAUAUGGCUCAAAUGCAGUCCACCCACCUCAAUAUGUUAUUGAAAAUCAAGUUAAUAUAUUCUUAAACUAUAUUUGCUAGAUACCUCAUAUCUGAAGAUCAUUUAUUUAACUAAAAGGAUCUAUUGAGCGUGUGCUAGGAUGCCAGGUGGUGCAUUGCUGUAACUCCCUUCUGCACUGAGAAGAUUGUCUGAGCUAUGGUGGAUAUGGAUCCAUAUGGAUAUGGAACUAGUAGUUGUGCCAGAUAAGAUAUAUUUAAACUAAAUUUCACUGAAGACAUGAGACUGAGUAUAUGUAUAAAAAGUCUUAUAUAUCCAGACAGAACCAUGUAGCUCUUCACCAAGAGAAUCUAUGAUGCCUGUGGGUAAAACUUUUCUCUAAUGCUUCAAAAUUCAAAUCAAUAAACUAGUUGUUAAAUAAAUACAUUUAGAAA
Molecule: messenger RNA, 2665 nt
Organism: Cavia porcellus (domestic guinea pig)
Lineage: Eukaryota; Metazoa; Chordata; Mammalia; Rodentia; Caviidae
Product: NXPE family member 4
Exons: 8
Coding region: 665-2314 (549 amino acids)
Source: RefSeq, a predicted model, not a curated record